CAAACUGCCAAGGUGCGGGUGUAUUCAUUCCUCCAAAGUCUCUGCCUAAAAGUAAAAUACAGUGUUCAUCCGCUUGCGUGUGCUGCGUGAGGUCGAUUUUCCACGAGUGAUAUUUUCUUCUAAAGGCAAAAUUUCUUGAACUAUUAAAAAUGUUUGCCCGUACUCUGAAAUCUGUGGCCACUCAGGGAGCUAAGAACUUCUCUACAUCUAGCCAGAACAAUGUCAAAGUGGCCGUGUGCGGUGCUUCCGGUGGUAUUGGCCAGCCGUUGUCGUUGCUGCUAAAGCAGAGCUCACUAGUGACGGAACUGUCCCUUUACGACAUUGUCCACACGCCCGGAGUGGCUGCCGAUUUGUCUCACAUUGAAACCCACUCGAAGGUCACGGGCUACAAUGGCGCGGAAAAUCUGGAGAAGGCUCUGGCUAACGCCGACAUCGUUAUCAUUCCGGCCGGAGUUCCCCGCAAGCCCGGCAUGACACGUGAUGACCUGUUCAACACCAAUGCGUCGAUCGUGCGCGAUUUGGCUGCCGGAUGUGCCAAGGCAUGCCCCAAGGCUCUGAUCGGUAUUAUUUCCAACCCGGUCAACUCGACGGUGCCGAUUGCCUGCGAGACCCUCGCUAAGGCUGGUGUGCUCGACGUGAAGCGCGUGUUUGGUGUGUCCACUUUGGACAUUGUUCGCGCCAAUACAUUCAUCGGUGAAGCGUCCGGAGUCGAUCCGCAGAAGGUCAACAUUCCGGUCAUUGGAGGUCACUCCGGAGUAACAAUCAUUCCGGUUCUGUCGCAGGCCACUCCCUCGGUUAGCUUCCCCCAGGACAAGAUUUCCGCGCUGACCGAACGUAUCCAGGAGGCCGGUACUGAAGUUGUGAAGGCUAAGGCCGGAGCCGGCUCGGCCACUCUGUCGAUGGCCUAUGCCGGAGCCCGCUUCGCUCUGGCCUUGGCCCGUGCCAUCAAGGGCGAACAGAACGUAGUGGAAUGCGCUUAUGUCCGCUCGGACGUAACUGAAGCCAAAUACUUCUCCACUCCGCUGUUGCUGGGCAAGAACGGACUCGAGAAGAACCUGGGACUACCCAAGCUCAAUGCUUUCGAACAGGACCUGCUCAAGAAGGCCUUACCAGAGCUGAAGAAAAACAUUCAGAAGGGUGAAGACUUCGUCAACAAGAAGUAAAGCAAUUCAAAGUCAAUCGAAAAGGUGGCACUCUAAACAAUCGAUAAAUAUUUAUUAAGUACAACAACUACAGUGCAUUUGGCGAGCUACCUUAAAAAUCUAUCAUUUCUUGAUAAAUUUACUACCGAUUAUAAGUAUAAGUCCUUCUCUAGAGGAGACAAAAAUUCAUUACUCAAUAAUCGAUAUUGUCCUAUCUAAUAGAAAAAAAGAUCACUUCCAAAGAAAAGCAAAUCGUAGUCAAACCGAAAACAAAAUCUAGAAUGAAAUUCACAAAUAAAGUAGGACGAUUGUAUGAUGGAAAAUUAA
Molecule: messenger RNA, 1469 nt
Organism: Armigeres subalbatus
Lineage: Eukaryota; Metazoa; Arthropoda; Insecta; Diptera; Culicidae
Gene: Mdh2
Product: malate dehydrogenase, mitochondrial
Exons: 3
Coding region: 150-1163 (337 amino acids)
Biological process (GO): tricarboxylic acid cycle; carboxylic acid metabolic process
Cellular component (GO): mitochondrion; cytoplasm
Molecular function (GO): L-malate dehydrogenase (NAD+) activity
Source: RefSeq, a predicted model, not a curated record